Molecule: messenger RNA, 2876 nt
Organism: Electrophorus electricus (electric eel)
Lineage: Eukaryota; Metazoa; Chordata; Actinopteri; Gymnotiformes; Gymnotidae
Source: RefSeq, a predicted model, not a curated record
CCAUUUAAACUGGACAACCAGAAUGUAAAUAAACAAACGUGCAAUAAUAAUUUUUAAAAAUCUUACAACAAAAAUAAGGAUUGUCGCGUGUCUGGAUGAACAGAUGGAUGGAGAAGUGAACGAAAGUCCGCAGUCUUCAGAUUUCUUUAGCCCACAAAUACAUGCACGUGAGCGGGAAACUCAUCCCACGCGGCUCCAGGGAAACAGAUAACGCGCGCGCGCACGUGAAACCCCAGCACGCGCCUUCCAGUUGCCGUAGACCGGAGGGAGCGCGCGCGCGCUCCUCCGGACGCGAGAGAACCCGGCCGCCGCCACCGAGCUGCUGCUGCCGCUGAAGGCAAGGAGGACAACAUCAUGAGCUCCAGAAAGGUGAUGGCUAUCCAGGCUCGGAAGAGGAGGCCGAAAGGAAAGAAAGAUAAGACGGCUCAUCACCGAAGGCCUGAGACGCAGCAGAAAGCUCCAUCCGCCCCCCCUCCUCCUCCCUCUUUACCCCCCCCACCCGAGCCAGUCGCCCCACCCGAGCCAGAGGAAGAGAUUUUGGGCUCUGAUGAUGAGGAGCAGGAGGACCCAGCUGACUACUGCAAAGGAGGGUACCAUCCGGUGAAGAUAGGGGAUCUGUUUAAUGGGAGAUACCAUGUAAUCCGAAAGCUGGGCUGGGGCCACUUCUCUACCGUCUGGUUAUGUUGGGAUAUUCAAGGAAAGCGUUUUGUGGCGAUGAAGGUGGUGAAGAGUGCCCAGCACUACACAGAGACAGCGCUGGAUGAGAUCAAACUGCUGCGAUGUGUUCGAGAGAGUGAUCCCAUUGAUCCCAAUAAAGACAUGGUGGUUCAGCUCAUCGAUGACUUCAAGAUCUCUGGGAUCAACGGAAUCCAUGUGUGUAUGGUGUUCGAGGUCCUCGGCCACCAUCUGUUGAAGUGGAUCAUCAAGUCCAACUACCAGGGCUUGCCUUUGCCAUGUGUGAAGAGUAUCAUUAGACAGGUCUUGCAGGGUCUGGAUUACCUCCACACUAAGUGCAAGAUCAUCCACACAGACAUCAAGCCGGAGAACAUCCUGAUGUGUGUGGAUGAUGCUUUCAUCAGGCGCAUGGCUGUGGAGGCCACAGAGUGGCAGAAAGCAGGAGCGCCUCCUCCGUCCGGAUCCGCAGUCAGCACAGCUCCACAGCUCAAGCAGGUGGGCAAGAUCUCCAAGAACAAGAAGAAGAAGCUAAAGAAAAAGCAGAGGCGACAGGCGGAACUGCUGGAGAGACGCAUGCUGGAGAUCGAGGCGCUGGAGAGGGAGGCUGAGAGGCAGAAGGCCAAAGAAGGGUUAAACCCACCGCCAGGGCCCAUGCUAGCCCUCGGGGACAGCGACGAUGAGGAUGAGGAGGAUGAAGAGGUGGAGGAAGAGGAGGAGGGAGAAGGAGAGAGGGAGCGACCCAUCAGACUAACCAACCACACAUGUGCAGCUCCUCCAGAGCACCAUCAGCAAGAGGAAGAGGAGGACUGUGAGGUGGCUCCUGGCGCAGGUAUUCCCACAGAGGAAGAUCCCCCAGCCGAAAGGGAGACCAUCACACCACUCCGCGAGCAGGGCAGUGAGCCCGCCAACGAGGAAGAGCAGCCGGAGGAAACGGAGGAAGAGGAAGAAGAGGAGGGGAACGUGGUGGAGGAACAGGAGGCCGCAGGUCCAAAAGAGGAGACGGGAGCAGUGGAUGGGCCUGAGGCCAAGGCGGAGGAGACGGUGGAGCCAAAGACAGAUGAAUGCACCAAGGAGGAGCAACCUGAGCUGGCACAAGAGGAAGAAGGAAGAAAAGGAGAAGACGAAGAAGGUGAUGAGGAUGAGGAAGAUGAUGACGACGACGACGAGGACGAUGAUGAAGAUGACGAGGCUGAGGAUGAAGGCCAAGAAGUGAGGAACUCCGCAGAGAGCCACAACGAUGGCCCAAAAACCAACGGCCAUGUGACGAUGGACGCAAAAGGCCUCAAGCACCUGUCUCCAGCUCUGCCCCUGGGGCAAUUGCCCACACCUCUACUCUGCCCCCUGGCAGAGUCGGAGAUGAGCACCACUGACGGAGAUGUCUCGGACCCUUCUUACGAGCUGUUUAAUGGGGAGACGGUGGGGCUCACUAAUGGGGCCCGGCACCGGGGAACUGUACCACGCUUCCCAGACCUGCCUCUGGACACUGAACCGGACGAGUGUGCACCACACGAAGGAGAGGCACCCCUCAGCCCCAACGCCGACCGCAGCCGAACAGUCUCCUCGUCCAGCACUGGGGACACACCUAAAGCUAAGGCACGAGCAGCGGAUCUGCUGGUGAAUCCCCUGGACCCCCGCAACGCUGACACACUCCGGGUGAAAAUCGCAGACUUGGGCAACGCCUGCUGGGUGCACAAACACUUCACAGAGGACAUUCAGACCCGGCAGUACCGCUCCAUCGAGGUUCUGAUUGGUGCAGGUUACAGCACUCCCGCAGACAUCUGGAGCACUGCCUGUAUGGCGUUCGAGCUAGCGACAGGAGACUAUUUGUUUGAGCCCCACUCAGGAGAGGACUACUCACGUGAUGAAGACCACAUCGCACUGAUUAUGGAGUUGCUGGGGAAAGUCCCACGCAAAGUCAUCGCUGCAGGAAAAUACAGCCGUGAGUUCUUCUCAAAGAAAGGUGAGUUGCGACACAUCACUAAACUAAAACCCUGGUCUCUGUUUGACGUGCUGUUGGAGAAAUACGGCUGGUCGGCUGAAGACGCCGGCCACUUCACACACUUCUUGCUGCCCAUGCUGGAGAUGGUUCCAGAAAAACGCGCCUCUGCACGGGACUGCCUCAACCAUCCCUGGCUCAACUCGUAGCACCAGAUGUUUAUUUCCACCUAGUGGCAGCCUCCAGGACUGCACCCUGUUCUCAG